ACGUAACCGACGGCCGCGCUGCGUCUGCAAACAUCACACUUGCCUGUGAGCAGUCCACGCGGUUAACAGUCCUAGCUAGAAUGUACGCACUAUGAAGUGAUUUCUUCUGUUUCGAGAUUUUUUUUAUUGAAAAUUAAGUUUCAUUUCGAGUUACAAUGCCUGUGAUAAAUUUGAAGAUUAUUGAUAUUGUCCCAGUGAGAGUGAAUCUCUGGAUAAUGAUAUUUACGAGCUGUUGGGUAGUAUACAUGCUGCGUGUCAACAUGAGCCUGAACCUGAUCGCGAUGGUGCCACAGCCAGCUAAAAAUAUCUCGAUACGAAAUCAAUGCUCUCCAGAUCCAAAGGGGGUACUUAACGAUUCGUUACGACAUGUAGAUAUAGCUGAAAUCAAAGAGGCUCCAAGACAGAUACAGGGUGGAUCGUUUAAUUGGUCUAAAGAUCAGCAGGCAAUGAUUCUCGGAUCUUACUUCUGGUGUUACCCUAUCACCUCACUAGUCGGUGGAAUGGCAGCUGAGCGAUGGGGCCCGCGAUAUGUAAUAUUGGCGACAUCGAUUAUGAGUGCGCUGCUAACUGUAAUCAGUCCAGCUGCCGCUAGACUCAAUUACAUCGCUCUCGUGAUAGUACGAUUCUUUCUUGGAUUUGCUGGGGGUUUCAUGUAUCCUGCCCUUCAUGUUUUAGUAGCGCGAUGGGCACCGCCAGAAGAAAAAGGAAAAUUUAUAAGUGCGCUUAUGGGAGGAACUUUGGGGACAGUUGUCACUUGGUCACUCACAGGUCCUUUAUUGGAAAGAUAUGGAUGGCCCUCUGCAUUUUACGUACCAGCAGCAUUAACGUUUAUUUGGUGCGGUUUUUGGUGGUAUCUUGUAGCCGAUACACCUACUGAGCACCCUAGAAUAUCAAUAUCAGAAAGGAAAUAUAUCUUAGAUGCUCUGGGUGACAAGAUUAAGAAAUCGAAGGGUCUUCCUCCAUUCAAGAGUAUUUGUACGUCGUUUCCGUUUUUAGCCAUGGUUAUACUACAUUUCGGAAAUCUUUGGGGGUUGUAUUUUAUUAUGACAGUUGGACCAAAAUUCGUAUCCAGCGUUCUCGGCUUUGAACUAACAGCAGCUGGUGUUAUAUCUGCUCUUCCCUACCUUGCUAGACUUUUCAUGGCCACUAUAUUCGGAGCUGUUGGAGACUGCAUACUAGCGAAGAAACUUAUGACAACAACUGUUAUAAGAAAAUUCUUCUGUCUUUUCUCACACGUAUUGCCUGGAGUACUUCUUGUGUUACUCAUGUACACUGGAUGUUCAACUGCUUUAUCAGUCGCAAUGAUAACUAUGUCGAUGGGUUUUAAUGGAGCAGCUACUCUGACAAAUCUUCAAAAUCAUCAAGAUUUAGCGCCUAACUUUGCCGGAACUCUUUAUGGAAUUGCUAAUUUCAUAGGAAGUACCUCUGGUUUCUUCACACCAAUGAUAACAGCGUAUUUCACAAGGACUGGGGAUAGUUUCGAUCAGUGGCGUCCCGUCUUCUUUGUAGGAGCAUCAGUAUAUGUAGUUUCUGCAAUAUUCUUUAUUUUGUUCGGUACUGGUAAUAUUCAAGAUUGGAAUUUUUCUGAAAGCGGAAAAAAUGAAAGUAAAGGGAAGACCAAAACUGAUGAUGCUAAUGAUAUGAAUGAAGCUUCUAAGAACGGUCAAAUAAGAGAUUUAAAAGAAAUGCCUACUAGUAUAACCACCCGGACAUAAAUUUUACCAUAUCAAGUAGUCUAAUUGUAAGAAAACACUUAAAUGACUAUUUAUUACUUUUAGGUGUAUCUUAAAAUUUUAGUUAUAUGAAAAGGAUCUGACUACUUUACUAGACAUUAUUAACGAAUUAUUUAAUUAUUGUGUCAGAUAUUGAACUGAGUAUUUUCCUAUAUAAGAUGUAUAAAUAAAUUAUAAUCGUUAGACGAUAUUAAUAGAUAAUAAUAUUUAUAAGACUAUGCAUUUUUAAAUGUUUCAAAUCGAAUAAUUUUACAUGAUUUCCAAUACCUAAUGUGCCUAAUGAAUAUUGAUUAAAAAAUUUGUAACUGUGAUGUUUUUACCAAAAAUGUUAUGUAUAUUAGUACCUACUCGUUUCAGUUUAAUUUUUUACCAAUAUUUAUUAGGUUAUCAUCAAGUAGGUUUUAUAAAUGAGGACGUAUACAUUUACAUGACAUUAUUUAAGUCCUUUAUUAAAUCAAAUAAAUUUACAAAUAUAAUUUUGUGUAAUUAAAUUCAUUAGUUUGUUUAUUUUAGUUUUAUUAUGUGACUAUACGUUAU
This is a messenger RNA of Vanessa atalanta (red admiral), 2270 nucleotides long. RefSeq names its product sialin-like. The transcript is spliced from 7 exons. Gene Ontology annotation, biological process: transmembrane transport; monoatomic anion transport. The record is from RefSeq and is a predicted model, not a curated record. Gene Ontology annotation, cellular component: plasma membrane. Gene Ontology annotation, molecular function: transmembrane transporter activity. NCBI's taxonomy places the organism in Eukaryota, Metazoa, Arthropoda, Insecta, Lepidoptera, Nymphalidae. The coding region runs from base 156 to 1715 and encodes 519 amino acids.